GAGGUCAUUUAGACACACCCCUUGCUCAGACAGGGAACGUGUUGAGGUCAUCUUUUAGUCGGGAUGGGGGAAGGGAUGUGGAAUAGAGACAGAUCCUUUGUUAAACUACGAUCUUUUGCUUUCAGUUACAUACAACAUGCAAAGUGAGGAUGAUUAAACGUGUUCUAUCUGCAGACAUAUAAGUUAAAGUUUCACUGAAGAAAAACGGAACCGAAAAUCGCGCAACAUCUUUGGAAGUUGAAGCCCUCUGAAUGGUGGCGGCUUUUGCGAAUGAUUCUUUACCUUCAAUGAUUUUGCUGUUUUUUCCCCAAAGGAUUUGACUGAAGGACUUUCGGGAGGGUUCUGGGUCCAUGCUGUGAUGUGAGUCAUCGGCGAGAAGCUGUCAGCGGCAAAAAAUCUGCUCCCCCCUCGCCUACUCUGACAUCUGUGAAGAGAGAUGUUUACAUGGACCACUUCUCAUCUGGAUGACACAUACUGACUUUUUCCCCCGGCGGGUCCUUUGACACACACCAAAUUUUUUUCUCAUCAAGAACAUCACUUUUCCUGUCCCUCUGAGUUUCACGCACCACACGCCCAAGGUCAGAGACAGAGCUAAAGCCAGAGGAAGCCAGGACCAGAGCCAUGUGUCAUGUGAUCGUAACGUGCCGCUCCAUGCUAUGGACUCUGCUGAGCAUCGUGGUGGCGUUCGCUGAGCUCAUCGCUUUCAUGGGCAAUGAUUGGCUGGUCAGCCCGCCCAGCGGGCCCAUCACUACCAACGGUAGCUUUCGGCUCUCCUCUAGGACCCACCGCCCCAUACUGGGCCUUUACGCCCGCUGCAGAAAGGUGCCCUAUCACCACCGCGACAUCCAAUGUGGACCCUACGCGGCCCACUUUGGUGAGAUCGCCAGUGGAUUCUGGCAGGCCACGGUUAUAUUCCUCGCCGUGGCCAUCCUCAUACUGUCCGUCGUGGCACUCUUCGCAGUCUUCAGUAUGUGUUUCCAGAGCAUCAUGAGGAAGAGCAUCUUCAAUGUUUGUGGCCUGCUUCAGGGUAUUGCAGGUCUGUUCCUCAUCAUGGGUCUGAUGCUGUACCCGGCCGGCUGGGGCUGUGACAAGGUCAGGCAGUACUGCGGCGAGGACAGCUCACCGUACCGGGUGGGCGACUGCUCGCUGGGCUGGGCGUUCUACGCGGCCAUCGGUGGAACCGUGCUCACGUUCUUCUGCGCCAUGUUCUCCGCCCAGGCCGAGAAAGCCACGUCGAGCGACAAGGUCCAGGACGAGAUUGAAGAGGGAAGAAGCCUUGUUUGUGUGCUGUGAAAAGAAAAGAAAAAAAAAAAAGAGCACAGCCACGGCAUUACAAGGACCAUGAUUUCUAAAGGGAUCGUAAAGUUGUCAUUUUACCAUGUUAGAACCACUGUCAACCACCCAGGAUGCACAAAGCCAGCAUGUAAUUUUAGUGAGAUCAUAACAGUCUCUCUUAAGCAGCAGGCAUGAGAGGAGGGCAUUUUAACCCACCCAUUUGUCCCUGGCUGGUCAAUUUGUCUAGGGUGGGGUAAAUACCAGCAUUCCUAGCACACCAGCCCUGUACCAUUUUUACUUAGCAUGUGAUAGGCGUUUUAGGUAUGUAGUUAGACAAAAUGAAACCAAGGACAUCACUACCACUUACGUAUUACUGAAAGUAUACUAGUAAGGCCUUUGUUUUUUUCGUGGAGAAAUGUAAUAGAUUAGGUGAAUGUACUUUGAGAAAAAUAUCAAGCGAUGCUUAAAAGCACUAGAUAUUUUAAUGUGUAGAUAUCACAUUUUAUGAAGAAUGAUCAAAAUCCUAGUAUGUUUUAGCCAGUAUGUCCUGAUGGUUAUUAUGUUUCAAAGUUCAAUUAUAAUUAUAAUUUCUGUUUGCUUGGGACUCACAAAGAGAUCCUGGAAUGAGUACAACACGAGACAAAUGAGAGUGACUCACUUGGAAGACUUUGAAAAAGAGAAAGCGACAUACCACGCAGCUGCUUUGCACGGCUCCAGUGUUUCGUUUACCCUUAUUUGGCCGUAGAUUCUUUAAUGGUGAAAUCUACUUCCAGAGAAAUAACAUAUUUUGGAUUACUGUAAAAAAUGUGUGCCUUGUAGCGCUGCCACUCUUUACAAAUAUGGAUCAGGAGGAGACGGACAGGCAGUAAGAACCAUGGUUAGCUCAGCAUCUAAGUUUGUACGUGUGUGGGAGACAAUACGCUUUCACAUGGGAUGGGGGGGGGGGGGGGGGGGCUCAGUUGGGGACAUGGCAGCUUGGUCUCAUGUUCCCAUAAAUGGUGCAACGGGAAUCCCUCUCAUUUCACGUAUUGAUAAUGUUUACUUUCAUUUAUCUCGAGUUUACCAGCGCACGCGGACCCUGCAAAGAAAUGCCAGGCCGCACUGAUGGUAAAGCAUGUUCGGCGAACAUGUGGAGGUCACAAGUGUUGAUAACUGAUUAUUUUGAGUAUUUGUGGUCCACAGUACACAGCAGAGAAGAGAUUGCAUUCCAUAAAGCAGGCAGUCAUGAGGGGCACUUAAGGGGUGGGGAGAAUAUUGGUACAGCUGAUUUCAUGAUUUUGUGAUUUUACAAGAUGAUACAUGGCAUUGUGAGUAUCCUGAUAUAUGAUUUAUAGCGUGAUACAUCAAAUCAAAUGCAUCAAGAAUCAAUCUUUUUGAGUUAUUAGUGUUAUAAAUAUAUAAAGACAUCAUGGAUAGGCUACUAACAAAUUAAUUUGCUUUCAUAGCUCUUAAUAUGGUGUUUAGAAUGUCUUAGUCAUUUCUAUGUUAAUACUACUCAGUAUUUUUGAAUGAUUUCUUCUUUUAAAAGCAGAAACGGAACAGAAAAAUGAGGCCAGAAUAUAUCGCAAUACUGUCAAAGAAUUGCAGUGUGUUAAAAUAGUCAUGAUUUUGACAGAAUCAUGAUAUAGUUAAUGAAGAAUUGUAAUGAAAACAAAUGGUCCCUCGCGAUACCCACCCUUAUCACUUUUGUAAUGCAUUUUAACCACUACCAGUCGCCAACCACUACAACCAUACUGACUAGCAUUCAGACCACUUAUAGCUCCUUUCAGUUCAUUAAUGGGGCAGGGAGCGUUUCACAUGAAGCUUAUUCUGGUGAUUAGAAUGCAUAAAGGAAACAUGGAAACUUAAGGAUAAAAAAGAAGCUGUGCUUUAAGCCUAUGAGGAUUGCUUUAUACUGCACUCAUUAAAAAGCUGGAAAUGUACGCGCUUUUACACUCCGUUGUUGUUGUUUUCUUUUUUAAACAAAUGUUUAGCCUUUUCAGAUGAUAAACCAUUGUCAUACAUCAUGCAGUAUACUCCAAAAAUAGCCAGCCUACCAGCCAUAGUGGUUUUGACACACCUGUUUGAUGAAAGACAAAACAAAAGCAUAAAGCUUUAAACACAUAUUCCACCAAACACAUCUUUAUACCUCUCACAGUCUGCCCACAUUUCUCCAUACGAAAACAACGGGCAACAGCAUUUUCAAACAGUUAAUUUUGGUGUGGCUCUGACUGCCUUUGUAUAAAACCAUCAGCUUAUCUGCCAAAGUGGAUGGAAGGAGCUGUUUUAGAAAACAAAAAGUAAACAAUUUCUUUAUCUUUCAGUAUAUGACAACCUCUAUAAUACAUCAUAGCAAGAAAAGCACCACCAAAGCCACCAACACUUUGCUCAGGCUCAUGGCGUUGUGGAAUGGCUCUAGCGUACUGUACUGACAUGAAUUUGUUGUUGUCUUUUUUUAUGACUUUUUAAAUUGCUGUUUGUCAUCUAAGGUGCCAAACUAAUUGCUGUGCAUGACAUUGCUUUGUUCUGUCAUCUGUUGCAUCUGUAUUUAAUGUGGUGCAAGUAAGAGAUGUGCAAUAUUCCACUAUAGUGCCCUCUGGUGGAGGAAGGACCAGAGUGCAAGCAGAGGGAAAAUCAGCUCAGACUCACUGCUGAAUCUUCUGCACAUAAUCUGUUCAAAUUGAAGCUAUUUAAAAAAAAAAGUGAGUUCAUGAUUUUCUCUAAUUAGCAAAGACUAUUGUUUUAUUGCUAGAAAUGUAGUUAAUCAGAAAAUGAAUCAACUGUUCCAUUAACACAUGUGAUUAUAUUCAUGAGAAACAUUUUCUAGAGUCUCAAAUCAGACGUCAGUAAUGGGAUUAAGUAAUGUGGGAGUUUAAAUAAUGUAACAUACUCUUUGCUUUUUUGUUACUUCAUUGGAAUUGGAAGUUCUUAUGUCAUUUUUUUUUUUUAAAUAAAAGAAAUAUCACUCUGAAAAA
Clupea harengus (Atlantic herring) is the source of this 4229-nucleotide messenger RNA. RefSeq names its product LHFPL tetraspan subfamily member 2b (gene lhfpl2b). The record is from RefSeq and is a predicted model, not a curated record. Gene Ontology annotation, cellular component: membrane. NCBI's taxonomy places the organism in Eukaryota, Metazoa, Chordata, Actinopteri, Clupeiformes, Clupeidae.